This is a messenger RNA of Gavia stellata (red-throated loon), 421 nucleotides long. RefSeq names its product MORN repeat containing 2 (gene MORN2). The record is from RefSeq and is a predicted model, not a curated record. Lineage: Eukaryota; Metazoa; Chordata; Aves; Gaviiformes; Gaviidae.
UUCUCAAGAGAUGCUGCGGGUUUUCAUAUUCCCAAAUAAAGACAAGUACGACGGGGAGUGCAAAAGCACACCCGAGGGUGUGCCCAAGAUGAACGGUCAUGGAGUCCACACCGGUGCCAACGGAACGACGUACGUCGGCAGCUGGAAAAAUAAAAAGAUAAAUGGUACUGGAAAGCUAGAACAUCCUUCUGGGGCAGUUUAUGAAGGUGAGUUCAAAGCCAACAUGUUUCAUGGGGCUGGAACCUACACAUUUCCAAAUGGAGCAAAGUACAUUGGACCGUUCAAUGAAAACAAGAUGGAAAGCAGAGGAGACGUUAUAGAUGAAAAUGGGUGGAGUGGCACAUUUCAUGGCUCAGCAGCAGUGGGACUGAAGCAGAAGUUGAAAAUGUAGCUAUUUGGCACAGACAGUAGCACGGGUUAA